CAGAUUUUUCUGUGUGUCAUGGAAAGCACACAGUGGAUUUACGGCGAGGUUACAUUUCGGAGCAUCCACAAAAACAGUUUCUCUGCCACCUCACUUUGUGCUGCUUGGUUUGCUGUGCUGUAUUUCAUACUCUUCAGAAAUAAUGGGUUAGAACUACAAGAAGCGGUGACCUUUUCGAAGUACAGGCUCAAAACAGGGUUGAUUAUAAUCAGUUGUUUGGAGUUGGCGAAGCUGACAAAAGUGCGAGGACUGCCAUCGCCUCAAAUACACUUGCAGACGCAGCUCGAGUGAUGUGAGAGAACAAGAAGCAUGUCUGGCUCAAGGCCUUAUGGCAGGAGAGACCCAGACUUGCUGUCACUGGAAGACCAUGGAGAGUGUGGCGCCCAUAGUCUGGUCUCAAACUUGCCUGUUGGUGUCUGCAGUGAUGUGCAUGAAAUCACCUCCUGCAGAGAAGGCCAAGCUGAAGUUUUUCACCACUCAGAGCUUUAUGUCAAUUAUGGCAAACUUCUGCACAGCAAACCAAGCUCACUCUGCUCCUUGCCUCUUGGGACAGUUUCUGAUCAGCCUGGUAGAGAAAAUUAUUCUUCACUUCAAGUCUGCCCCAAGACAAAUGAAUUUUCUCAAGCUUUUCGUUGUGUUUCAAGUUCUCAGUAUCAACAAAGGCAUGAUGCAUGUGGAAAGAAAGCUAUUUCUCCAUUGCAUCUUGACCAGCAAGGUAGCCAUGGCAGGUGGUGCAGCAGUGAUACCAGGGACUGCAAGAGAAAAGAAAUGAUGGAGUUUCUAGAUUUUUCUGAAGCAGAUGAUCCUCCUGCCCGUCUGCCUGCCAUCAGUGGUGUUCUGACGGAGAAACUUGGAAGGCCACUAGUUCGUCCAGUGGCAUUCAGACCUAUCCAUGGCAGUGCUGCUUGUGUUGUUUCACCAUCACUCAGUGUCAACAGCAUGGCAGACAGUGGAGAAAACCUCCACUGCCCUGAUGGAUGCAGUCAACAGUCAUGGUUGUCAUGGGUACCAGCCAGCUGUGCUCCGCCCAGCUACUCUCUGGGCUGCCACUCUCUUGCUGCCUUGAAAAAAAGUAGUGAAAUCAGUUUGCCCAGGUCAUCAGGGAUCAGCAGCGAGUGCAGUAAUCACGAAGGUGUGGCGGAGAUCUCUACCAGCAGUUCAGCUUUGGGUGUCUUGUCUGGUCAAGGUCGCCACCAUGCAGGGUCAUUUCUGGGAUCUGGAGCACAACAUUCCCAUGAGGUUUCAGUGCAGACACCUUCUCCCAGUGACAGUGGUGUGGGAGAGCUGGAGGCCAUGCUGAAAGAGAAGGAUGCAGAAAUACAAACCUUGAGACAGGUCAUGGACAACAAUGAGCGAGCCAUUUUACAGGUCUAUGAAGAGAAGAGGAGCGUGUGGCUGCAUGAUGUCCGUGAGAUACACCAGGAGUAUGAAGAGAAACUGAAGGCUCAGCAAAGCAAGGCAUACAAAGCAGAACAGUCUUUAUGUCUACAGCUCUCCCGUCUGCAGCAGGAGAAACAGCAGAUGCAGGGAGAGAUUGAUUCCCUUCGAAGUGAAAAAGAGGCUCUCUUGCGACAGUGUGCCAUCUUUCAGCACCAGCUGCAUGAUGUGCGCCUGCAGCUGGAGGCUGCCUCUGUGAUAACUACAUCACCAACAUCACCAGCUUUAUCAAGUGUAGAUGACAGUGCAACCUUCUGGAAGAAUCUGUCUGAACCUCACACAGGUAUGGCCUCUUGCACUACUGCUGCAGUGGACCAGACCAGAGAAUUAGAAUACAUGGAGAGAAGGCUUGCUGGUGUCAGAAGUAAACAAAGCCCUACCUUAUUUGUGCAUGGAUCAACAUCUGAAGCAAAAAUAAAACCUAAAACUUUGAGAAUAAGUUCUGUAGAGCUGAAAGAUGUAAAUGUGGCAGAAUCUUCUCAAGAAAAUGAGAAUGAUUCUUCUCUGGGGAGAAUAUGUGUAGAGAAAUUCACUCAGACUGAUCACAAUGAUGAAGGUGCCUAUGGAUCUCCCAGGGGAGAUAAGCAGAUGGCCAUGUAUCUGGCAGAGACUGACAAGCUUCAGAAGCACCUGCAGGCGGCAGAAGAGACUCUGGAGCUUGAGAGACGACGGUGGCUAGAGGAGAAGAAUAAGGUCAUCCGCUACCAGAAGCAGCUACAGCUUAACUAUGUGCAGAUGCAGCGCAAAAACACAGCACUGGAAGCCGAGGUGGAACAGUUGACCCUGGAGCUGGAGAGGCGGGACUUAAAGCUCAUCGCUAUGAAUGGCGAGGAAUCAGUCUGUUGAGAUGCGAGAUUCUUGAAUGGCAAAUGGUCUUACAAGGAGUGGAGUUAAAACUCAUUGAAGAAUUCGUUGUGAUGACUUAAAAUGUUGCCAUAAAUAACAAUUUAGCAAUCUAUGGAAAGAUGCUGUCUGUAGGUGUAUUCUCUUGACAGACAGGUCUAGUCAGAAGGUGAGGUGAUAAGAGGCAAGCAUACCACGGCUCAAGAUGAUUUGUGCUGUAGUAGUUCUUGUUGCAUUUUUGUGAAAGAAUGUCUAGUGCAGGAGUUUAGGUCAUUGGUCAAGUACCAUUUUUCUAGUCAGCAGUUUUUGGGCGAUGUAGCUUAUAAAGUGAAGCCUAUGUGUACAUGUAGAUCUAUAUACACAAUUAUACACUAUAUUGGUGAGUUGUAUUUUAACUCUACCAAUAAAUCUUGUUUAUCACAAAA
Molecule: messenger RNA, 2705 nt
Organism: Pomacea canaliculata
Lineage: Eukaryota; Metazoa; Mollusca; Gastropoda; Architaenioglossa; Ampullariidae
Product: leucine zipper putative tumor suppressor 2 homolog
Exons: 5
Coding region: 310-2283 (657 amino acids)
Source: RefSeq, a predicted model, not a curated record